UUCUCGCCCCAUUUUGAGGACUUCUCUUGCUCCGAAAUGCCGACCGCCCUGUGCCUCGUCCUCCGGCCCUCCAGGGACCCGGCCUGCCGCCUUUAAACCCGGAUGGAGCGAAGCGGAGCGUGGCUGGAGAUGUGCGAGCGAAGCCUGUGCCGCCCGGGCUGCGUGGGCUCUCUGCUGAACCUGCCCGCAGCUCCCGCCCCAGAGGCCUUCUAUUUCCCGGGGCUGCGGGCCAACGCGCAGCUGCCCUUCCCGCGGAGCUCCCUCGCCUGGACCUGCGGCAGAUCAAGCCCCACGGCAGGCGGUGGAGGGGGAGCUGGGGGCCAGGCUUUGGGCAGCCCCUCGCCCCAGCCCCUCGCGCCUUACCUGCCCCACCACAGGACCCACAAGUACUACGCUGAGGAGGAGGGAGAAGAGGAGGAGGAGGAAGCUUGGGUUGGGCAGGACCUGAUGGCGAAGAGGCUGCCUUCUCCGGCCAAAGCGCCCAAAGAAGAAGCCAGGAGGAGAUGGCCCGCCGCCGCCGAUCUUUUGGACGCCUCGGAGCUUCGCCGCGCCGCCCUCAACUUGAACCUGACCCUGCCCGGCCUCCGCGCCUCCCUGCCGCCCCAGGGUUCGCCUUGGUGCCCAGCCCCAGGGAGGUCCCCUAGGAAGAAACGGAAGCCUUACACCAAGCAGCAGAUCGCAGAGCUAGAGAGCGAGUUCCUCCUCCACGAGUUUAUUAACCGCCAGAAGAGGAAAGAGCUGUCCAACAGGCUGAGCCUGAGCGACCAGCAAGUCAAGAUCUGGUUCCAGAACCGGCGCAUGAAGAAGAAGCGCGUGGCCCGGCGCGAGCAGGCCUUGGAGCUCUACUGAGGGGCGCGAGGCCAGGGCGCAGGCGCGCACCCGAGGGAGGGAAGCAGGGAGAGAAGGGAGGAGGGACGGAGGGAGGAGCCACCCCUGGGCUCCUCCGGCCCCUUAAUCGUGAACUUGCCUCCGGACGAGCCUCCUUGCAGCUACCUAAAAAAGAUGCCUUGCCUUUGUGGCACAAAGAUGAUGGCACACACCCAGGAGCAGUUGCAUUGGCAGGAGAACCCUGCUUGCUUCUCCACUUUCUGAUUCCCUGUCUCUCUCCCUGAUGGACUACCUGGGCUAGGAACAACUCAAACGUAUGAAACACGAUUUUUAAAAACCACAGAUAAAAAUAAUCUUGGGUUGCUUUGAGUUUUCCGGGAUGUAUGGCCAUGUUCCAGAAGCAUUCUCUCCUGACGUUUCGCCCGCAAUUAUGACAGGCAUUCUCAGAGGUUGUGAGGUCUGUCGGAAACUAGGCAAGGGAGGUUUAUAUAUAUGCAGAAUGUUCAGGGUGGGUGAAAGAACACUUGUCUGUUUGAGGCAAGUGUGAAUGUUUCAAUUGGUCACCUUGGUUAAGCACUGAAUAGCCUUUCAGCUUCAAAGUCUGGCUGCUUACUGCCUGGGGGAAUCUUUUGUUGGGAGGUGUUAGCUCCCAACAAAGCAAUCUUGCAUGUGAGCGAGAGGGAAAGAGAAAGAGGUAAAGGAAAUGGGCCCGCAGGGCAGUGGAGCCCAACAUAUCCCUAAAGCUACUCUCGGAGAUAUAUAUAUAUAUAUAUACCGCCCUCUCUCUCUCUCUCUCUCUCUCUCUCUCUCUCUCUCUCUCUCUUUCUCUCUCCCCGGCUGGAUAUACACUGUAAUAUAGUGCAGUAUAGUUUGAACUGUAGCAUAUGGCCAGUGUAGGUCCAUAUAAUGUAGUUUGAAAGGCAGUAUAUUGCCAAACUAUGUAAUACAGUUUGAACUUCAGAGAACUGAAGGCUCUACGCCUGCCUCUGCUUUUUUAAUUACUUAAAGCUUAUUUGGCCUUGCUGGGCACCAAAGCUUCUCCUCUGCUGAAAGUGCUAUAUUUUGUUUCUACUUUACUUUUAAUGCCUUUUCCUUUUGUAAAACCCCAACACACAUUGAUCAUAUAAUUUAGUUCAAAUUACAUUGCAUUAGGUUGCUGAGAGUUUUCAGCAUGACCAUGUUCCAGAAGCAUCCUUUCCUGACGUUUCGCCUGCAUAUAUAGCAGGCAUCCUCAGAGGUUGUGAGGUAUGUUAGAAACCAGACAAGUGGGGUUUUUUUAAAAUAGAUCUGUGGAAUGUUCAGGGUGGGAGAAAUCAUUCGUGUCUGUUUGAGGCAAGUGUGAAUGUUGCAAUUGAUCACCUUGAUUAGCACUGAAAAAGGAGCCCCCAGAUGGCGUAGUGGACUAAGUGACUUGAAGGUUGGGUUGCUGACCUGAAAGCUACCAGGUUCGAAUCCCACCAGGGGAGAGUGUGGAUGAGCUCCCUCUAUCAGCUCCAGCUCCAUGCGGGGACAUGAGAGAAGCCUCCCACAAGGAUGGUAAAAACAUCAAAAACAUCCGGGCGACCCCUGGGCAACGUCCUUGCAGACGGCCAAUUCUCACUCCAGAAGCAACUCCGGUUGCUCCUGACACGAAAAAAAAAGCACUGAAAAGCCCUGCAGCUUCAAGGUUUGGCUGUUUACUUCCUGAGGGAAUCCUAUGUUGGGAGGAGUUAACUGGCCAUGAUUGUUUCCUGUCUGGAAUUUCCCUGUUUUCAGAGUGUUGUUCUUUAUAACUGUCCUGAUUUUUAGAGUUUGUUUUAAUACUGAUAGCCAGAUUUUGUUCAUUUUCAUGGGUUCUUUCUGUUUUUUUAAAUACUGGCAGCCAGAUUUUUAAUACUGGUAGCCAGAGGUCCAACAGACCUCACAAUCUCUGAGGAUGCCUACCAUAAAUUCAAGCGAAACGUCAGGAAAUAAUGCUUCUGGAACAUGGCCAUUCAGCCCAGAAAACUCACAGCAACCCGGUAAUUCCUGACACAUUACACUGCAUUAUAUGACAAUGUAGAUCCAACCCCGCUGACUUUCUUCUCACUGUGUGAGACAGAAAGAUGUUUAAUUUGCCUUUACUGUAACAAAGGCUCGUCAAGGACUGGUUUCACUUCCUCCAUUAUGGUUUUGUUUUGGCUGAGGGGUUGAUUCCGCUGCAGUAAAUAUCCCUGGGAGAAUCACAUAAAAAGCCCGAGCGAGGGAAUGAGGGAGUGGGAGGAAGACAGGGUGCUUUCUGCGUGUCUCCGAGACGUAGAGGUUGUGUGGGCUUGGUGAUAUAAAUAUGUGUCCUUCUUGAUAUCCAGGUAUACUCUUUCUCUGUCUCUCUAUUUGCUCACACAUUCAGGAAAAGCCUUCUCUUGGAGGCGCAGAAGAAAGCAGCAUCGCGACUGCUCCCGGAUUUCGGGGAGAUUUAUUUUAGACCAAGAAUCCACACCAGGGUCCCCUUCGCCUCGUGGAACCACUUCUGGGGCCUGUCUUUGUCCUCCACGUCUUUUUUCAAGGCCCCACACAAUAUUGGACUGGGCCCUAGAUCCUGUUACAAUAGCAAGGGAAGGAAGAAAACUCUGACGGAGUGUGUUUUGUGGUAGGCCAGUAAAUAAACUUUAAUCUCUCUCCCCCA
Anolis carolinensis (green anole) is the source of this 3472-nucleotide messenger RNA. RefSeq names its product homeobox D12 (gene hoxd12). The record is from RefSeq and is a predicted model, not a curated record. Gene Ontology annotation, molecular function: DNA-binding transcription factor activity, RNA polymerase II-specific; sequence-specific double-stranded DNA binding. Lineage: Eukaryota; Metazoa; Chordata; Lepidosauria; Squamata; Anolidae. The transcript is spliced from 2 exons. The coding region runs from base 103 to 849 and encodes 248 amino acids. Gene Ontology annotation, biological process: regulation of DNA-templated transcription.